This is a messenger RNA of Lycium ferocissimum, 2416 nucleotides long. Its product is annotated as calcium-dependent mitochondrial ATP-magnesium/phosphate carrier protein 2-like. The record is from RefSeq and is a predicted model, not a curated record. Gene Ontology annotation, biological process: transmembrane transport. NCBI's taxonomy places the organism in Eukaryota, Viridiplantae, Streptophyta, Magnoliopsida, Solanales, Solanaceae. Gene Ontology annotation, molecular function: calcium ion binding; ATP transmembrane transporter activity. The transcript is spliced from 4 exons. The coding region runs from base 576 to 2078 and encodes 500 amino acids.
AAACACAACCACCAUAAAGAAACUUCGAUUUUGACCCGAAGUAAAAUCGGGUCUAUUCAUCGGGUCUGUCUCAAAGAAAGAUCCUCCACAAAUAUUCUCUUCUUCUCUCCUCUUCCAAUGACACAUAUCUAAUUCCUUUUUUUACCACUGUAAGCAAUCUCACAGGUAAGAUACCCUCUUCUUCAAAGUAGCUUUUUUUUUUUCUCCUAUUAGAUCUGUCAGCAGAAGAUCAAUAAAAAAAAAAGAAUCAAUCUUUUUGCAUAUGCUGUGAAAAAAACUCAAAUCUUUUUCCUAUGGUGUGAAAAAAAUUCAAUCUUUUUGCCUAUGCUGUGAAAAAAACCCAAUCUUUUUGCCUAUGGUGUGAAAAAAAUUCAAUCUUUUUGCCUAUGCUGUGAAAAAAUGUCAAUCCUUUUGCCUAUGGUGUGAAGAAAAUUCAAUCUUUUUGCUUAUACUGUGAAAAAAAAAAAAAACAACAUUUCUGCCUAUGGUGUGAAAAAAAUUCAAUCUUUUUGCCUAUGCUGUGAAAAAAAAUCAUUCUUUUAGCAUAUGCUGUGGAAAAAAACUCAAUAUUUGACAUGUCAGUGGCUGGAGAGGCUGUAGAGCAUGUGAAUUUUCCAGCAAUGGCAACAAAGGACCGGUCUAAAUGUUGCAACCAGGUUAAGAAACCCGGUCCGGUUUCCUUGGACCAUGUUUUAUCAGCAUUAGGUGAGACCAAGGAAGAAAGGGAAUCAAGAAUUAGAAGUUUGUUUAGUUUUUUUGAUUCUGAUAAUGUGGGGUAUUUGGAUUACGCGAAAAUCGAAAAGGGUUUGUCUGCUAUGCAAAUUCCAUCAGAGUACAAGUUUGCUAAAGAAUUGUUGAAGGCUUGUGAUGCUAAUAAGGAUGGAAGGGUUGAUUAUCAGGAGUUUAGGAAAUAUAUGGAUGAUAAAGAAAUGGAACUGUAUAGGAUUUUUCAGGAUAUUGAUGUGGAGCAUAGUGGGUGUAUAUUGCCUGAGGAACUAUGGGAUGCUCUUGUAAAUGCUGGAAUAGAAUUAGAUGAUGAUGAACUUGCACGUUUUAUGGAACACGUGGACAAGGAUAAUAAUGGAAUUAUCACUUUUGAGGAAUGGAGAGAUUUUCUUCUACUCUAUCCACAUGAGGCCACCAUUGAGAACAUUUAUCAAUACUUGGAGAGGGUAUGUCUUGUAGAUAUUGGGGAGCAGGCAGUCAUUCCGGAAGGCAUCAGUAAGCAUGUUCAUGCAUCCAAAUACCUAAUUGCAGGGGGAGUUGCAGGAGCUGCUUCUCGUACUGCCACAGCACCUCUUGAUCGCCUUAAGGUCAUUUUACAAGUGCAAACGGCUCGUGCUUCAAUUGGUCCUGCAGUCAAAAAAAUAUGGAAGGAAGGUCGUUUAUUUGCGUUUUUCCGAGGAAAUGGGUUAAACGUGAUGAAGGUUGCACCUGAAAGUGCAAUUAAAUUUUACGCUUUUGAAACCUUGAAAACGGCUAUUGGUCAUGCCAAAGGUGAUGUAGACCAGAGAGACAUAGGAACUUCGGGGCGUCUUGUGGCUGGUGGAAUGGCUGGUGCAAUAGCACAGACUGCUAUCUAUCCCAUGGAUCUCGUUAAAACUCGGUUACAGACUUAUUCAUGUGAGAGUGGAAACGUUCCUAAUCUGCGAAACUUAUCAAAAGAUAUUUUGGUCAAGGAGGGACCUCGAGCAUUUUAUAGAGGAUUGGUACCAUCUCUACUUGGAAUCAUCCCUUAUGCAGGCAUUGAUUUAGCUGCAUAUGAAACUUUAAAGGAUUGGUCAAAGAUUCACAUUCUUCAUGAUAGUGAAGCCGGCCCUCUUGUGCAACUGGGCUGUGGGACAAUUUCAGGAUCCCUUGGAGCAACAUGUGUUUAUCCAUUGCAGGUUAUUCGGACCAGAAUGCAAGCUGAUUCUGAAUACAAAGGUAUGUCUGAUGUGUUCCGGAAAACGGUUCAGCGUGAAGGCUUCAGGGGAUUCUACAAAGGGCUUUUCCCAAAUCUUCUAAAAGUUGUGCCUGCAGCAAGCAUAACCUAUAUGGUGUACGAAUCAAUGAAAAAGAGUCUAGAUCUUGAUUAGCAGACAUAGAGUCAGCGACAGAUUAAGGUUCAAAGUGCUGAGGCUGAUGAAGAAGAAGAUGAUGAUGAUAAUGUGACAUUAAAUAAUAUUAUUUAGCUCAUUGGUGAUAUGAUUAUAAAAGUCAUACACUUGAUUUUUGACUUCCCAUUGGAUAUCGGCGGGGUUUAUAGUUAUAGAGUUUAUUUUUGUAGAUUCAACUGACAAGUGACUACGUUGGCAAUUGAGAAUAGUCCUCCUUUACAAUGUAUGUCGGAGUUGUAGGAAUGUCCUUUCUACACUUUUGCCAAGUAAAUGCAAAAUGAAUACAGUAAGGCACAGACCAUAAGGUUUUUGCUGUA